This is a messenger RNA of Pteropus alecto (black flying fox), 658 nucleotides long. RefSeq names its product ubiquitin A-52 residue ribosomal protein fusion product 1 (gene UBA52). The coding region runs from base 174 to 560 and encodes 128 amino acids. Lineage: Eukaryota; Metazoa; Chordata; Mammalia; Chiroptera; Pteropodidae. Gene Ontology annotation, cellular component: nucleus; cytoplasm; ribosome. The transcript is spliced from 5 exons. Gene Ontology annotation, molecular function: protein tag activity; structural constituent of ribosome; ubiquitin protein ligase binding. Gene Ontology annotation, biological process: translation; protein ubiquitination; modification-dependent protein catabolic process. The record is from RefSeq and is a predicted model, not a curated record.
GAAUCCAUCCGUGCGGGCCAGGUUCCGCGAGUCGGCUGAAUAGGGAGCAUUGGGCCGGUGUUCCGAGUCCCGGCUGAACCCCGGGAGGUGAACCGGCUUUUAGGAGAGUGGCUUGCCCGCGCCACCUGCCUGAGCUAUCCGACGAGGCCUUGGUCUCCCCAGCAAACGCAGAGAUGCAGAUCUUUGUGAAGACCCUGACAGGCAAGACCAUCACACUUGAGGUCGAGCCCAGUGACACCAUUGAAAACGUCAAAGCUAAAAUCCAAGACAAGGAGGGCAUCCCACCUGACCAGCAGCGUCUGAUUUUUGCGGGCAAACAGCUGGAGGAUGGCCGCACUCUCUCAGACUAUAAUAUCCAGAAAGAGUCCACCCUGCACUUGGUGCUUCGUCUGCGGGGCGGCAUCAUUGAGCCCUCCCUCCGCCAGCUUGCCCAGAAGUACAACUGCGACAAGAUGAUCUGCCGCAAGUGUUAUGCCCGCCUGCAUCCCCGUGCUGUCAACUGCCGGAAGAAGAAGUGUGGCCACACCAACAACCUACGUCCCAAGAAGAAGGUCAAAUAAGGUCUCUCCGCCGCCUCAGCCCGCAGGGCGGCCACCUGCCUAAACCCCUUGGCCCGGGGGCCUCAAUAAAGUUUCCCUUUGAUUGACUGGAGCAGUAA